AGAAGAUACUUAGAGGGAUUUGACUCUCCUCUUUGUGUGCUCCACUGCUCUGCCAAACCUCUGUCUUUUCUUCCCCUUUUUCUCUGUGAAUCCUUCCUUUUAGAAGAAACCAGUCAUGUCUUUCAGCAUGAAAAAGACAACCACUAUCUCCAGCAGUGGUCGUGGUAGCCUUGGUGGCGCCAUACGUGCUGGUGGAGGAACAAGUGGACAAAGAAAUUAUGCAAGAUCUCUCCAGUUAGGAUCCAGUGGCCAGAGGAUGUCCAGCUCAGUCUUUGGUGCCGGUGGUGGUACUGGUAAUUCUAGUUUCAGUAUGUCGCAAUACAGUCUUGGUGGUAUUGGUGGUGGCAGAGCUGUUUAUGCUGGCGGAGCUGCUGUUGGUGGCGGUUAUGGUGGUAUGGGUGUUAUGGGUGGUUAUGGUGGUAUGAGUAGUAUGGGUGCUGGUUUUGGUACCGUCGGUUUUGGUGGUGGUGGUAUGCCACCUACCAUCCAAGCCGUCUCAAUCAACCAGAGCCUGCUGGCCCCUGUGGCCCUUGACAUUGACCCCACCAUUCAGACUGUCCGCACCCAGGAGAAAGAGCAGAUCAAGACUCUGAACAACCGCUUCGCCAGCUUCAUCGACAAGGUCCGCUUCCUGGAGCAGCAGAACAAAAUGCUGGAGACCAAGUGGAGCUUGCUGCAGGAACAGACCACCACCCGCUCCAACAUUGACGGAAUGUUCGAGGCCUACAUCGCCAACCUCCGCAGACAGCUUGAUGGGCUCGGCAAUGAGAAGAUCAAGCUGGAGGGAGAGCUGAAGAACAUGCAGGGCCUGGUGGAGGACUUCAAGACCAAGUAUGAAGAUGAAAUCAACAAGAGAGCCGCUGUCGAAAAUGAGUUUGUGCUCCUGAAGAAGGAUGUAGAUGGUGCCUACAUGAACAAAAUUGAGCUGGAGGCCAAGGUUGAUGCCCUUCAGGAUGAGAUCAACUUCCUCAGAGCUGUCUAUGAUGCGGAACUGCGUGAGCUUCAAGGACAGAUCAAGGACACCUCAGUCAUUGUGGAGAUGGACAACAGCCGCAACCUGGACAUGGACGCCAUUGUGGCAGAAGUCAGGGCUCAGUAUGAGGACAUCGCCAACAGAUCCCGUGCUGAGGCAGAGAGUUGGUAUCAGCAGAAGUUCCAGGAGAUGCAGACCAGUGCUACUUCAGCCGGAGACGACCUUCGUAACACCAAGAGUGAGAUUGCUGAGCUUAACCGUUUGAUUAGCAGGUUCCAAAAUGAGAUUGAAGCAGUCAAGGGACAGCGCUCCAACCUGGAGGCCCAGAUCGCUGAGGCUGAGGAGCGCGGUGAGCUGGCAGUGAAGGACGCCAAGGCCCGCAUCAGGGACCUGGAAGAAGCCCUGCAGAGAGCCAAGCAGGACAUGGCCCGCCAGGUCCGCGAGUACCAAGAGCUCAUGAACGUCAAGCUGGCUCUGGACAUUGAGAUCGCCACAUACAAGAAGCUUCUGGAAGGAGAGGAGAGCAGAAUUUCUGGUGGCAGUGGAAAUGCAAUCAUCCAUGUACAGUCCUCAAGCAGCAGCAGCAGCGGCGGUGGUGGUGGCGGCGGUUACGGCGGCGGCUAUGGCGGCUAUGGCGGCUAUGGCGGCGGCGCGGCCGCUGGUGGCGGCUUCAGCAACAGCAUGAUCGUGGGUGGCGGCAGCAGCGGCGGCUACAGCGCCGGCAGCUUGAUCACGGGUGGCGGCGUCGGCGGCGUCAAUGUCAGCUCCAGCAAGAGCACAAGAGUGUUCUCCACCCGUUACUAAAUGCAGCAGUCCUUUCUCUCCAUUUUUCUCCUUCUCUCAUUUUACUCUCCCAUUCAUGGAAGCUUCCAUAAAAACCCACUACCCCUCUUCCUGCAGACACAAAGCAGUCUCAGCCACACAUUGCACCAUUUACAGCUGGUCCAUCUAAUGGAACAGUUUUUUGGUUGUUUUUUUUGGCACAACACACCUAUAGAAGGGCAGACAUUACAUCUGAAUACAAGUAAAGGCAGAGCUAUUGUUGCGAGCAGCAGAGAUAUGAGGCAGUCCUGCUCUCCUAUGUUCAGUCAGCCUGGCUGUCUUUUGGUUGCUGGAUGUGCUGUUGUGUAGACAAGAUAAUACUUGUAGUUUCAUGACAGAGAGUCCUUAAGAAGCAACGACCAGUGCACACAAAAUGAUAGCAACAGUUCUUAGUUUACACAGAAGGAGGAGUUGAUGUUGUGCUUAGUCUUUAAUUCAUCAAGCAUAGCCCACAGUGCCUCCUCUGUUGUGCCAGAUCGGUCAUUAUGUUGUGCACUUUAACAUCAUCAAAAGCAGUCUGUAUGUAACACUUUCAUAUCUGACUUUUGGGAUCCUCCUUUUGUUCUCCUGUUCUGGAAAAUGAGUUCUCCAUUACAGUACAUAAAGGUGUUUGAUCAUGCUUUGUUUUCAUUUUCACUCUGACAAAAAAAAUGAAAAAAAAAACACUGAUAAGGCUGACUGGGACAACCAGAUUUAUUGUGAAAUUGUACCAACAAACCAUCUCACCAAUAAAUCCAAGAAUCUCUGUA
This is a messenger RNA of Acanthochromis polyacanthus (spiny chromis), 2544 nucleotides long. Its product is annotated as intermediate filament protein ON3-like. The record is from RefSeq and is a predicted model, not a curated record. Gene Ontology annotation, biological process: keratinization; intermediate filament organization. The coding region runs from base 116 to 1777 and encodes 553 amino acids. Gene Ontology annotation, molecular function: structural constituent of skin epidermis. The transcript has 9 exons. Gene Ontology annotation, cellular component: keratin filament. Lineage: Eukaryota; Metazoa; Chordata; Actinopteri; Pomacentridae.